This is a messenger RNA of Sapajus apella (tufted capuchin), 588 nucleotides long. RefSeq names its product C-C motif chemokine ligand 26 (gene CCL26). Gene Ontology annotation, biological process: G protein-coupled receptor signaling pathway; monocyte chemotaxis; neutrophil chemotaxis. Gene Ontology annotation, cellular component: extracellular region. The record is from RefSeq and is a predicted model, not a curated record. The coding region runs from base 73 to 588 and encodes 171 amino acids. Lineage: Eukaryota; Metazoa; Chordata; Mammalia; Primates; Cebidae. The transcript is spliced from 4 exons. Gene Ontology annotation, molecular function: chemokine activity; CCR chemokine receptor binding.
AGUCUCAGCCUCAUAAACGGGGAUCAGGCAGGAGGAGUUUGGGAGAAACUUGUUAAGGGCCUGAUUUGUAACAUGAUGAUGGGCUUCUCUAUGGCCUCUCCUGUGCUCCUGGCCUUCCUCCUUAGUCUCCACCUUGGAACUGCCAUAUGUGGGAGCGACAUAGCCAGGUCCGGCUGCUUCCAAUAUAGCCACAAGUCCCUGCCCUGGACCUCUGUGCAAAGCUAUGAAUUCACCAGUAAUAGCUGCUUCCAGUGGGCUGUGAUAUUCACUACCAAAAGAGGCAAGAAAGUCUGUACCCAUCCAAGGGGAAAAUGGGUGCAAAGAUACAUUUCUUUGUUGAAAACUCAGAAACAAUGUGACUCAGCUGAAUUUUCAUCCAAGGACGCCUGGACCCCGCUCUUGGCUCUGCAGCCCUCGGGAGAGCCUGCGCAAUCUUUUCCGAAGCCUCCAUGGGCCUGGUGGGGAGGAGAGGGUGUCAAGGGCCCCUCGGUUCUGGAGAGUUACCCGGGCCGGCGACGUGAUUUGUCGCUGGAGGGAGGCCAGGGAGGCGGCCGACGCUUCGAUAGCCAGGCGAAGCUUGUCCUCUAG